UCCAAUCCAUAAAAUGAGUUUGUAGCGAUUGCACUCGAAAUGGUGACUUUCGCUCUUCUAAUUUUUCCAUACUUUAUAAUCGGCGGGGUUUCCGGUUUCGGUUCACAACCGAGGAUCAUUUCCCAAGAUGGCAACUUGGUAUUCAACUGCGGCGAAAAUAAGAAUAUCCGUUUCGUUACCAAGGGGGAAGGGAGGAUUUUCUUGAACGAGGGAGAUCUGACCAACGCCGCCGUCAUUGCGAAGAACGCCUCGGAUACGCUGCAUCGUAUUAAUACGGAAUAUUACGACACGUUCUUUCAAAUGAAGAAAUUUAAUCGCGUCAUCGAGGGGCGUCACGGUAUCUUACGAAGAUUGCAGGCCCUCGAAAUGGGAACGGCAGGAGUUAGAAAUUCGACUAACGGCACGUCUGUGGGAAGAGGAAGUUUACCAAUGAUUAACCGACGACUGCGUACCUUACAACGGAAAGUCGGUCGUCUCAUACGUUUACUGAGCAAGAACGAGUGCGCAAGUUCUCCAUGCGGAAACGGGGGCGUUUGCCAGGAUUUAUUUAACGGAUUUCUUUGCCAUUGCCCUGAAGAAUGGGAGGGAACCACUUGCGAAAAGGACGUGAAUGAAUGCGCGAAAUUUGCCGGAACAGAUUUGGGAUGCCAAAACGGCGCAACGUGCGUGAACAAACCCGGAUCAUAUGAAUGUGUAUGCAGUAAAGGGUGGUUUGGAAUACACUGCACCCGACAGUCGGCCAGUUGCACGGAAGGUUCAAUCGCCGAACUAUGCGGUCAUGGUACUUGCAUUCCUCAAAAUACUGGCCUCGGCUACAAGUGCCUAUGCGAUCAGGGGUGGACAACAAAUGGCGUCAGUCCCGCUUGCAACACUGACGUGGACGAGUGCAAGUCGAAGAUGCCGUAUUGUUCUACCAACCCCCUUGUGCCUUGCGUAAAUACGCCUGGGUCGUUUACUUGCGGAAAUUGCCCGGAAGGUUACGUGGGAAAUGGACAUUACUGCACCGACAUUGACGAGUGCGCAAUCUUCAACGGCGGUUGCAGUGUUAACCCCCUAGUCAAAUGCAUCAACACACCGGGGUCCAGCAUGUGUGGUAGUUGCCCCCCGGGUUACAUGGGUGACGGUAAAUCCUGCUCGUUUCGUGGAAUCUGCGGCGUCAACAAUGGCGGAUGCAACCAUCUCGCUCAGUGCAGGGAUAACCCUAGUAUCAGUCCCACUUACGUAGAAUGCAUCUGCCCUAUGGGUUAUUCCGGAUCAGGUAUAGGGCCCAAUGGUUGUAUUCACAGCUCGCAAGGCGGCAACCCAUGCGAGAGUAACCCUUGUGUCCACGGUACCUGCGUUGUGGACAACAGUUCGAACUCGUACAUAUGCCAGUGUCAUCGCAGAUUUACAGGUCGAAAUUGUGACAUUCAAAAGGACGCGUGCCAGUCGAAUCCUUGUCGCAAUGGCGGCACCUGUCGUUCGCUAUUGAACAUUUCAUUUAAGUGCAUAUGUACGUCUUCGUACACCGGAAACUUCUGCGAGUCUGAGAGGCAAGCAUGCGGAGGAUUACUGAGAAGCCCAUCGGGAAACAUCAAAUACCCGGCCACUGCCAGUCACGUGUCCGAUCCCAAAGUGAAUUGCGCCUGGGUGAUUCAGACGAACAGAACAAAAGUGCUUAACAUAACGUUCACCAAGUUUAACUUGCAAAACUCGGGGACUUGCGUUCACGAUUGGUUGCAGAUACACGACGGACGUAACACAAUAGCACAGUCCCUCGGGCGAUUCUGUGGGACAGCGCUUCCGAAUGGUGGUGUCAUUAUGUCAACUCAUCAUCAGGUUUACCUGUGGUUGAGGAUCGAUUCGUCUUUUACGGGGACCAGUUUCGAACUCAGCUGGAAUUCAACAGAUCCAGUGUGCGGCGGGGAGGUAUCUGUGACAUCACAUGGAACGCUCCACUCACCCGGCUACCCCGGAAAAUACCCACUAAAUCGUGACUGCAUCUGGAAGCUGAGCGCAGCCUUGGGUAAACGUAUUCAAUUCCACUUCUUUACCUUGAUGAUCGGAAACAGCCUCGACUGUUCCGGAGAUUACCUACAAUUCUCCGAAGGUUAUGGCACAUCGGAUAGGGUCCUGGCAAAAUACUGCAACACCUCCCAUCCCGAACCUCUAUACUCGGCAGGUCCCGAGGUGGUGAUACACUUCCACUCGGACGCGAUCAACAAUUACCCCGGUUUUCAGAUUUCGUACUCGACCAUGGAAAGCUUACCCGGUUGUGGAGGUGUCUUCACGGCUAUUACCGGCGAGCUGGGUUCUCCGGUGGAAGACGGUCGUUAUCCUCCGGACCUCAUCUGCGAGUACAAGAUUCAGGUGCCCGAAGAUUCCAGGAUCAAGAUCACAUUUUUGCUGUUCGAUUUGGAGGACGACAGCAGUUGCAGUUACGACUCUGUUACGGUACAUAACGGAGGUAGCUCCAGCGCGCCUCUCGUGAACAGGUAUUGCGGCCAUAAACUACCCCCGCCAUACACGUCGACGGGUAACCAACUGUUUAUAAUCUUCACGUCGGACUGGGGUAAUGCGGACGUCACCGAGCUGGGAUUUCGACUGAAAUACGAAAUCGUGUGCGGAGGAAUUUACACGGACCCGACGGGAGUUAUCGAAUCUCCAGGAUAUCCCAACAAAUAUGGCGAGGACCUGGUGUGCAUUUACGAAAUCGUACAACCUACAGGAAAGUCCAUUCUUUUGACGUUUUUGGACUUCGAUAUCGAGAUAGCGCAAGCGGGUUGUUUUGAUGCCUUGGAGGUAUGUGAUCUGAUAACGUCAAAUGCGUAUGAGAGCAAAACGUUUAAUCUGUAUAUCACUGUCACUGUUAUUUUGGGGAUUAGAGGGUUGGAAAUGGGGAAACUCUGAGUUCAGCCAGCCCGU
Messenger RNA from Photinus pyralis (common eastern firefly), 2904 nucleotides. Its product is annotated as cubilin homolog. Gene Ontology annotation, molecular function: calcium ion binding. Bases 40 to 2889 code for a protein of 949 amino acids. The record is from RefSeq and is a predicted model, not a curated record. Lineage: Eukaryota; Metazoa; Arthropoda; Insecta; Coleoptera; Lampyridae. The transcript is spliced from 17 exons.